Messenger RNA from Mesoplodon densirostris (Blainville's beaked whale), 1747 nucleotides. RefSeq names its product DNA damage inducible transcript 4 (gene DDIT4). Gene Ontology annotation, biological process: negative regulation of TOR signaling; apoptotic process; response to hypoxia. The record is from RefSeq and is a predicted model, not a curated record. Gene Ontology annotation, cellular component: cytoplasm. Lineage: Eukaryota; Metazoa; Chordata; Mammalia; Artiodactyla; Ziphiidae. Gene Ontology annotation, molecular function: 14-3-3 protein binding. The transcript has 3 exons. Bases 210 to 899 code for a protein of 229 amino acids.
CUGGUACUAGGGACCGCGGCAGGCCGAGGGGGAGGUUCGGGUGGGGAGAAGGGACAGGUCCAGGCAGAGCUCGGGGGCUGGCACCAGUUCGCGCACUCAUUCAAGCGGCAGUACGCACUUGUCCCAGUUCUAGCUGACCGCAAUAGCUGCGUCUUCUGCACUCCAGGACCCUGAGCUCAUCUGCAAACGUCCUGGCGUCCGUCCUCACCAUGCCUAGCCUUUGGGAUCGCUUCUCGUCGUCCUCUUCGUCCUCGUCCUUGUCCCGAACUCCCACCCCAGAUCAGCCGCCACGCUCAGCCUGGGGGUCGGCGGCCCGAGAAGAGGUACUCGGCCGCUGCGCGAGCCUGGAGAGCUCGGACUGCGAGUCCCUGGACAGCAGCAACAGUGGCUUUGGGCCGGAGGAAGACUCUUCAUACCUGGAUGGGGUGUCCCUGCCCGACUUCGAGCUGCUUAGCGAUCCCGAGGAUGAGCACCUGUGUGCCAACCUGAUGCAGCUGUUGCAGGAGAGCCUGGCCCAGGCACGGCUGGGCUCGCGGCGCCCUGAGCGCCUGCUGAUGCCCGGCCAGCUGGUGAGCCAGGUGGGCAAAGAACUACUGCGCCUGGCCUACAGCGAGCCGUGCGGCCUGCGGGGGGCGCUGCUAGACAUCUGCGUAGAGCAGGGCAAGAGCUGCCACAGCGUGGGUCAACUGGCUCUCGACCCCAGCCUUGUGCCCACCUUCCAGCUGACCCUUGUGCUGCGCCUGGACUCACGCCUCUGGCCCAAGAUCCAGGGGUUGUUUAGCUCCGCCAACUCUCCCUUCGUCCCUGGCUUCAGCCAGUCCCUGACGCUGAGCACGGGCUUCCGAGUAAUCAAGAAGAAGCUGUACAGCUCAGAGCAGCUGCUCAUUGAGGAGUGUUGAACUUGGGCCUGGGGGGACGAUACUGACCCCAUGACAGAGACAGUUGAACUUUUGGGGUGCACAUUGGCAGGCAGAAGCUGAGGGACUGCUGCCUGUCCUUAGAAAACUGACAACAGCCACCUGCGGGGAGGAAGGUCAAGGUGAGGGGAACACGGUGUUUCCCUAGGAAGCUGAGGUGUGGACAGGUGGCUCCCACUUGGGCUCACACGCCGCCCCUCAGUACUGUAGCAUGAAACAAAGGCUUAGGGGCCAACCAGGCUUCUGGCUGGAUGUGUAUGUAGCAUGUACCUUAUUAUUUUUAUUGUUACUGACAGUUAAGACAACAGUGGUGUGACAGAGCCAUGAGAGCAGCUGGGCUGCACUGGGAUGUGUGCUCACGGUAGCCGGCUCUGGUGGGGGGGGGGUCAUCGAGGUGGUUUGUGUAUCUCAUGGUCUGAAGGGACCAAAUGUUUGUUCUUUGUUGGUUUUGUAUCUUUUUUUUUUUUUUUUGAUUGGAGCUUCACUACUGACCUGUUCUAGGCAGCUAUCUUACAGACGCAUGAAUGUAAGAGGAGGAAGGGGUGGGUGUUGGGAUCACUUGGGGAUCUUUGACACUUGAAGAAAAAAUACACCUGGGAGCUGCGUGUGGCCCAUCCCCGGAUGUGUAGUGAAGGGUUGAACUGUGAGGGGUUGGGGCUGACUGGGGUGGGGGCUGGAACCCCUCCCCCAGAGGAGUACCAUCUGGGUCUUCCAUCUAGAACUGUUUACAUGAAGAUACUCGCUGUUCAUGAAUACACUUGAUGUUCAAGUAUUAAGACCUAUGCAAUAUUUUUUACUUUUCUAAUAAAAAAAAAUCAUGUUUGUUAAAA